Messenger RNA from Puma concolor (puma), 3951 nucleotides. The record is from RefSeq and is a predicted model, not a curated record. Lineage: Eukaryota; Metazoa; Chordata; Mammalia; Carnivora; Felidae.
AUGGCCCUGGGUCCCGAAGGCUUGGCGCUGGAGUCUGGUGAGGGGGCUGGUUGUGGCGUGCUUGCGGGGUGUGUAUUCCGGGUCAGGGCUCCCUGGCUGUGCGACCGGGCACUGCCCACCUCCGAACAGCAGCUUCCUGGUGCCUUAAAUGGGCACGUGGUUCUUCCGGCACCGGGCUGGCCGAUGCUGGCCGAGAACGCCUCAGGCGAGGCCUUCUUGGGCAGCUUUGUGGCCAGCGGGAUGGGGCCCUCAGCCUCGUCCCACGGGAGCCCCGUGCCCCUGCCCUCUGACCUCUCCUUCCGCUCCCCUACCCCCAACAACCUGCCUAUGGUGCAGCUGUGGGCCGCUCAUGCCCAUGAAGGCUUCUCCCAUCUGCCCAGCGGGCUGUACCCAUCCUACCUGCACCUGAACCACCUGGAGCCCCCCAGCAGCGGGAGCCCCCUCCUCAGCCAGCUGGGCCAGCCCAGCAUUUUCGAUACCCAGAAAGAUGCCUCUAGACGGCUCAGCCCUGCUCUCCUGGAUGCGCUGGAUGAAGCCCGCAAGGCACGGGCCGCCCCGGGACUCCUGCCGGUCCUCGCCCCACCCGUUGGCAUGCAGGCUAGCGGCCGAGGGUCUUUAUCCGGCUUAGGUGACUCAGAAACCCGCCUUCGAGGCACAGCAGUGGUGAAGCGGCACCCGCACUUGCCCGGGCGAGGACACGGUCGAGCUGAUGACGACUGUGGGGACGAAAGGGCCAGGCACCGGGAGGAGCGGCUGCUGGGGGCGCGGCUGGACCGAGACCAGGAGAAGCUGCUUAGAGAAAGUAAGGAGCUGGCCGACCUGGCUCGCUUGCACCCCACCAGCUGUGCUGCUAAUGGCCUGAACCCCAACCUCAUGGUGACUGGGGGCCCGUCGCUGGCAGGCUCGGGGCGCUGGUCCGCCGACCCCGCAGCCCACCUGGCCACUCCCCCCUGGUUGCCCCGCUCGGGCAGCGCGUCCAUGUGGCUCGCCGGACACCCCUACGGUUUGGGCCCCCCACCUCUGCACCAGGGCAUGGCACCUGCCUUCCCGCCUGGCCUGGGGGGCUCCCUGCCGUCGGCCUACCAGUUCGUCAGGGACCCCCAGUCAGGCCAGCUCGUGGUCAUUCCCAGCGAUCACCUGCCUCACUUUGGUGCAGAGCGGGGCCCGGUGGUGCGGCCCUCGCUGGAGAGCCUGCUGGCGGCCAGCAGCCACAUGCUGAAGGAGGUGCUGGACAGUCCCUUCGUGGACCCGCUCAAGAACCUGCGGCUUCCGCGGGAGCUGAACCCCAACAAGAAGUAUAGCUGGAUGCAGAAGAAGGAGGAGCGGAUGUAUGCCAUGAAGUCCUCCUUGGAAAGCAUGGAUGCCAUGGAGCUGGACUUCCGGAUGCGGCUGGCUGAGGUCCAGCGGCGGUACAAGGAGAAGCAGCGAGAGCUGGUGAAGCUGCAGAGACGCCGCGACUCCGAGGACAGGCGCGAGGAACCCCAUAGAAGCUUGGCACGCAGAGGCCCUGGCAGGCCGAGGAAACGGACCCACGCCCUGAGCACCCUGUCGCCCCCCCGCAAGAGAGGGAAGAGCCGCAACAGUAGCGGAAAGCUGAGCAGCAAGCCCCUGCUGACGUCGGAUGAAUACGAGCUUGGAGCAGGGAUGAGGAAGAGACACAAGGGACCUGAGGAGGAACACGAUGCCCUGGUUGGAACAGGGAAAGCUAGGGGCAGGAACCAGCCUUGGGACGAGCACGAAGCCUCGUCGGACUUCAUGAGUCAGCUAAAGAUUAAAAAGAAGAAGAUGGCCAGUGACCAGGAGCAGCUGGCAAGCAAGCUGGACAAGGCCCUCUCCCUCACGAAGCAGGACAAGUUGAAGUCGCCCUUCAAGUUCUCGGACAGUUCUGGAGGGAAGUCCAAAGCGAGCGGGGGCUGCGGCAGGUACUUGACGCCCUAUGACAGCCUGCUGGGCAAGGACCGGAAGGCGCUGGCCAAAGGCCUCAGCCUGUCUCUCAAAGCCUCCAGAGAAGGUAAACACAAAAGGGCCGCCAAAGCCAGGAAGAUGGAGGUGGGCUUCAAGGCCAGAGGCCAGCCCAAGUCGGCCCACUCCCCGUUCGCCUCGGAAGUGAGCAGCUACUCCUACAAUACGGACUCAGAGGAAGACGAAGGAUUCCUGAAGGACGAGUGGUCUGCCCAAGGCCCGUCCAGCUCCAAACUGACGUCCUCCAUCCUGUGUGGCAUGGUGGCAAAGAACGGCAAGCCGGCCGGGGGCCCCAAGCUGAGCGAGCGGGGCCUGGCGGCCGCCCGGACUCUCAAACCCAAGCCGGCUGCCGGCAGGAAGCAGCCCUUUUGUUUGCUGCUUCGAGAGGUCGAGGCCCGAUCCUCCUUCAGCGAUUCCUCGGAGGACUCGUUUGACCAAGACCCCAGCCUGAGUAGACCGGCCACCAUGGGAAACAGCCAGCGGGGGCUUGUCACGCUCCCGGCAGCCGGAGGCACGGAGUUUGAGUACACGGACUCGGAGAGUGAGGUCAAGGUGCGGAAGCGGUCGCCUGCCGGGCUGCUGCGGCCCAAGAAGGGACUGGGGGAGCCGGGCCCCUCCCUGGCCGCGCCCGCACCCAGCACCCGGGGCCCCGGCCCCGCCGGCCCCGACAAGGCCAAGCUGGCGGUGGAGAAAGGGCGCAAGGCCCGCAAGCUACGGGGCGCCAAGGAGCCUGGCUUCGAGGCGGGGCCUGAGGCCAGCGACGACGACCUGUGGACGAGGCGGCGCAGCGAGCGCAUCUUCCUGCACGACGCCUCGGCCGCGGCUCCGGCGCCCAGCAGCGCGGCGCCCGCGGCCACCAAGCCCAGCCGCUGCGGCAAGGGUGGCCCGCUGAGCCCUCGGAAGGACACCGGCCGCGCCAAGGACAGGAAGGACCCCAGAAAGAACCGGGGGAAGGGGGGAGCCGUGAGCAAGCUGAUGGAGAGCAUGGCUGCAGAGGAGGACUUUGAGCCCAAUCAGGACUCGAGCUUCUCUGAGGAUGAGCACCUGCCACGUGGUGGGGCUGCGGAGCGGCCACUGACUCCAGCCCCGCGCUCCUGCAUCAUCGACAAGGACGAGCUGAAAGACGGCUUGCGUGUGCUUAUCCCCAUGGAUGAUAAGCUGCUGUAUGCCGGGCACGUGCAGACGGUGCACUCGCCAGACAUAUACCGUGUGGUGGUGGAGGGCGAGCGUGGGAACCGGCCCCACAUCUACUGUCUGGAGCAGCUGCUGCAGGAGGCGAUCAAUGACGUGAGGCCGGCCUCCACGCGCUUCUUGCCACAAGGGACCAGGAUCGCAGCCUACUGGAGCCAGCAGUACCGCUGCCUCUACCCAGGCACCGUGGUCCGAGGCUUGCUAGGCCUCGAGGACGACGGGGACCUGAUCACAGUGGAGUUCGAUGACGGGGACACGGGGAGGAUCCCCCUCUCCCACAUCCGCCUUCUGCCUCCCGACUAUAAGAUCCAGUGUGCGGAGCCGUCCCCAGCCCUCCUGGUGCCAAGUGCCAAGCGCCGCAGCCGGAAGACCAGCAAAGACACCGGGGACGGCAAAGACGGGGGCACGCCAGGGUCCGAGGAGCCGGGCACCAAGGCACGAGGGCGUGGGCGGAAACCGAGCACCAAAGCCAAGAGUGACAGAGCCGCCGUCCUGGAAGAGGGGGGCCCGACAGAGGAGGUCCCCAGUACCCCGUUGGCCCUGGAGCCCAUCAGCACCCCAGGCUCCAAGAAGAGCCCCCCAGAACCCGCGGACAAGCGAGCCAAAGCCCCCAAGGCUCGCCCAGCAGCCCCGCAGGCCAGCCCCGCCCCGUCCACCUUCACCAGCUGCCCGGCUCCUGAGCCCUUUGGGGAGCUGCCGGCCCCCGCUGCGGUCCUGGCCCCCACCCCCCUCGUCGCCAUGCCCAUCGCCAUGCCCGGCCCCUGGUGGAGGAGGGCUGGGGCCCGGGUCCGUGGGUGA